CGUCGUGCACGACUGCGACAAGCGUGCACUUCAACACCACCACCACUCUACAUUCCGCAACAACGGAAGAAAAUUUGAUCGCUACUAACAGACAAUACUGAUAGAAUUGUAGAUGAAGUAAUGAGCUCGAUGAGAUCACGUUUGGGGUGGCUUAGCCUCAGGCGGCCGCCCGCAGGUCCUCCUACAACGCCAACCCACCUUGCACUUCUUCUGCUCUGUCCUGCACUCUUUUCAAAACUCGCUUCAACGCUCUUACAGUCAUACUGGUGCAUUGGCAUCUUUUGUAUACCCAUUGCUGCUACACUUCGUCGUUUCUGCCAUAUCCCAGCACCCUCAUCAUCACCACUAUCCACACCUUAGGCAUCCACGACCUUGUGCCAUAGCAUGAACAGGCGCUUGGCAAUUGUGGUGUUGUUCACCCUCUGCUUCCAGCCAGCAGCAGCAGCGAGUCCAGCCAUGGAUUUCUCUUACCAUAUGCCGUCCAUGGAGCAAUUCUACACUGACUUCGACGGCACGCUCCGCUGCUUGGAUUGCGCAUUCAUCUACUUGGACUGCGCAUGUGCUCUGUCCCAGAGUUCGUCGUCUUACCCCUCCCCGCCUUCAAAUGAAUCGUCGUUGUACGACCCUCCCGUCAUCAACGCACACAGUGACGCGGUGGACCUCACUGAGGUACCGAACUUCGUCACCGACUCGUCGCGACUUCUCAUGGACAGCACGUUCCAAUAUAUAAAUGAAGAUGCGACCACUGUCCAGCCUGUCACCGUCCAGGCCCACAUCGAAGACACGUACCUCCCUGGCUGCCGUCAACCGACGUCACCAGCAGAGUCACAAUGCGGACCUCAAAGACGUCAGGCGCCCCGUAAGAACGGGUUCGCUUGUAAUGCUGAGGGUUGCAACAAGGCGUUCGAUCGUAACUGCGAACUGAACCGCCAUCUCAAGGUACAUCUUGGCCGUAGUGAGAGGCCUCACAGAUGCACGUGUGGUGAGGGGUUUCUCUAUCCCAAGGACCUCAUUCGCCAUCAACGUAAGCACGUCGAGCAAGCCGCUGCCAAGGUCACCUACUACUGUCACGUCCCCGGAUGCACCAACACCGAAGGCUUCUCUCGUCGUGACAACCUCCUUCGUCAUCAUCGCCGCCAGCAUGAGGGUGUUGCUUCACCUCCUGCGUAGCUUCUAAUGCCUUGGUGGCAGUCAUUGCAGCACACUACGCUAUGUCUUGUGGUUCAAUACUGCCACAUGCGCUCACUCAUGUUGCCCAUUCCACCACCGGGGGCGCCCAGAUCAUGUCUGUGUCCUCUUGUAUACGUUGCCUUGGCAUCUCUGCUUCCUGUUUGCAUAUCUGCGCCAGCUUCGAGCCUUGCCUCUACUCGCAGCUGACUCUCUAUUCUUCACUGUUGAUAUACCCCUUCCCGGCGCCCAAUGUGCGCGCUGCUGGCAAUGUUUUUUUCCCUCGAUUGGUUGAUCAUCUCAUACCUGUGUUCUGGCCGUUACUCGCAUCGCAAAAGCUCGACUUUGGUCUCUUACGUUGUUUUUGCACUAUUGCGUUCGCAAGAUGGAUAUCGAUGCAACACAUCUAAGGCAUUGCUGGACUUGCUGGUCAUGGCUAGCAUCAAAAAUAGAAUUAUCUUACCUGGCGUUAUCAGCCUUGAA
Didymella exigua CBS 183.55 is the source of this 1650-nucleotide messenger RNA. RefSeq lists its product as uncharacterized. The coding region runs from base 385 to 1170 and encodes 261 amino acids. The record is from RefSeq and is a predicted model, not a curated record. Gene Ontology annotation, cellular component: nucleus. Gene Ontology annotation, biological process: regulation of transcription by RNA polymerase II. NCBI's taxonomy places the organism in Eukaryota, Fungi, Ascomycota, Dothideomycetes, Pleosporales, Didymellaceae. The transcript is spliced from 3 exons.